GUAGCGGAAAACAGAUUUUGUAGGAGUCUCUGUGCCUGAGUGCAGUCAGGAAUGAACUCUCCCUCUCGCAUUGUGCAUCUCUUACUCUGACAAGCGGGUCAUCUGUUGAAGCGGAGGACAUUGAUCGGGUUCAUUUCCUUUAGACGGCUUGCUUUAGGACUGCUCAGCUCCCUUCCUUCACAUUUCUCCCCUCCCACACGCACCUCUUUAGAUCCAACAGAGAAGUUUUCUAAGAUGACUUGGACGGCGAACAGUUGUUUUGUCACUCUGGCCAUCCUGUUUCUUUGGCGAGUGGAAGAAAUAGCCGAAGCCUGCAGCUGCUCCCCAGCGCAUCCUCAGCAGGCGUUUUGCAACUCAGACGUCGUUAUCAGGGCAAAGUUAGUCGGAGAGCAUGAGGUCGCCGUUGGCAAUGACAUCUAUGGAAACCCCAUCAAACGGAUCAAGUAUGACAUCAAACAAAUCAAGAUGUUCAAAGGUCCCAACCAGGAUAUUGACGCCAUCUACACUGCUCCCUCCUCUGCAGUGUGUGGGGUGACUCUGGAGACAAGCGGCAAGGAGUAUCUUGUCACAGGCAAACUUGAGACUGACGGGACGAUGCAUGUCACACUGUGUGACUUCAUUGAGCCCUGGGAGGCCACGAGUGCCACCCAGAAGAAAGGCCUGACUCAGCGCUAUGAAAUGGGCUGUGAUUGCAAGAUCACUCGCUGUACCUCCAUCCCCUGCAUGAUCAGCAGCCCAAAGGAGUGCCUGUGGACCGACUGGGUGAUCGAGAAGAUGGUCAUCGGAGAGCAGGCCAAACACUUUGCUUGUAUCAAGAGAAGUGAUGACUCUUGUGCCUGGUACAGAGGGUCAGCACCGCCCAAAAAGGAUUUCCUGGACAUCGAAGACCCUUAACUCUCCACUGUCCAACAGUCUGAGGAUGUCUGCAGUUGAGAUAUACUAAGACAUAAAUACUAAAAACACAAAAAGUCAAAUUGUUAUUUUGUUUUUGUUUUUAUUAAGAGAGCCACGCGGCGUGUGCUCUGUGGUGAGGUUGAAAAAAAGUGAAAUUGCUACAUUUUUUUUUAUUUGCAGGACUCAUUAUGUUUUGUUUUUUAAUCAACAGUCUUAUGAAUUCAGCACUUUCAGACACUUAAUUCCAAAGCACUUCCUCAUAAACCACUUCUCCCUCAGCUGAAAUAAAGGGACGAUCAUCACAAUUCAGUAUUACUGUUCAUAGCAGUUUCUUUUUGUUCUUGCGCUAUUCGUUUCUAACUUUUUUUUUUUAACCAAAGGCAUUCUUUAGAGUGAAUUAUAAUUCUGUAAUGCAACACAUACGCACCUAUAACUCAAAGUGUAAGAAUUCUGUGAAUCUGUGUUCAUAAAUAACAUUAAGCUGGCAAUCGGCACCCUGAUUUGUGACAGCAGAGCUAUCACAACCUCUUGCCCGUCCUGCUUCAGAUUCUUUUUUUUUUUUGUGCCGAGUAUGCAAAACUUUCCCCCCUCUGUCCUUUUUGGGUUUUUUUGGUGUGGCAAACCUGCUUUUAUACUUUUUUUUUUUUUUUUUUUUUUUUUUUUUUUUUUUGUAUACGAGGAAGCAAAAUCAGUGCUUUUGCUUUAAAUAAUCCUGAAUAGACAAGAAUGCACUUUGAACACAAUUUUCACAGCAGUCAUGUUGUCUCUUAUGGAAAAAAAAAUGGCUGAAAAAGAGGAUUGAAUCCUCCAUUUUGUAUUUUGUAUUUUUUUAUAUUACAGCUCUUCUCUUUGUAAUGCUUUAGUGUAAGAGCAUAUUUUAUUUAAGGAGGUUAUAUGAUUCAGCAUAUUCUAUUGAGGAAAAAAAGCCCACAUUUUGAUACUUUUUUUUAAUCACAAAACGACACCAUUGGUAUUGUAUAAAGAGAAGACCAAAUAUUUUAAGAGUGUAAGCAGAACACACACAUUUUGUUUUUUUGUUUUUAUGUGCAUUAAAGGCUUUGAUAUGAUCAUAAAAAAAGUGUUGAACAAAUGUCAUGUGACUUUAAUAAUUAAUAUGAAAGUGUAAAAAGAUUCUUCAUUUGAACCUGUAGUCAGUUAUGAUGUCUUGUGCUGGUUUCACAUGAGACGUUUGAGAUGAUUUUGCAUGCAUGUCCAACUGAAACAAUACUGUACAUUUGACUAUUAUAUUAAAUGCCAAACCGUGUUUUAA
This is a messenger RNA of Larimichthys crocea (large yellow croaker), 2164 nucleotides long. Its product is annotated as metalloproteinase inhibitor 2. Bases 235 to 894 code for a protein of 219 amino acids. The transcript has 5 exons. Lineage: Eukaryota; Metazoa; Chordata; Actinopteri; Sciaenidae. Gene Ontology annotation, cellular component: extracellular matrix. Gene Ontology annotation, molecular function: protease binding; metalloendopeptidase inhibitor activity. Gene Ontology annotation, biological process: response to hormone; negative regulation of endopeptidase activity; response to cytokine. The record is from RefSeq and is a predicted model, not a curated record.